AUGUUUUCAAUUUUCAAUAAAUUAAAAAACGUCAAUAACAGUGAUUCGAAUAUAACUUCUAACCUAGAACAGCAAAGUGAGCAAGAUUUUGAUGACAGUUUCACUAAUACAAUCCAGGAAACUGAAAAAAUUGUUUCAUUUCCAGUCGAUUUAGGAGAUUUGAAUACCGGACCUAAGCAGCCUGUAUUACAAGAAUAUCCAUUAACAAGAUUUGGAUCUCAAAACAGAUCGUUUUCUAGUAAAUAUUAUUCAGAAUACGAUUGGCUAGAAUAUAGUAUAAGUAAGGACUUAGCAUUUUGUUUUUGUUGUCGACAUUUUGGCUUGGGAAAUAAUUGUCAAGACACUUUCACAGAGAAAGGCUUUCAAAAUUGGAGAAAAAUAAAUGAAAAAUUGAAAUUACAUUCUACCCGAAAAUACCAUAUUGUAAGUAAAUCAAAAUUUGAAGGCUAUAAAAGUUCAAAAUUACAAGGAUCAGUUGUAAGUCAGUUAUCAGAAGGAUAUAAAAAACUAAUUCAAGAAAAUCGUUACUACUUUUCUCAACUGAUUGAAAUUUUACUGUAUUUGAGUGGGCAAGGUAUGGCUUUUAGAGGUCACUCUGAAGAAGAAAAUGCCUUGAAUCAAGGUAACUUUAAAGAAGCAUGCAAAUUAUUUGCAAAGUUUGAUCAAACAUUUUCAAAUAAAUACAAUAAUUGUACUACAAACUAUUCCAGUUGGCUUAUACAAAAUCAACUCUUAAGUACCUGUGCUGAAAAUGUCAGAGAGAAUAUUAUUUUGGAUGUACAAACAAAUGGGUUUUUUGCAUUGAUGUGUGACGAAGCUAGGAGUUUUAAAGGCCAACAGAUGUCUGUAUGUGUUAGAUACACUGUAGGACUAGAAACUCAUGAACGGUUCUUGGGAUUUUUGGAAGUCUCUAGAGGGCAUAAUGCUGAUUUUCUGGCUACCGAAAUUUUGAAAUUUUUAGAUAAAUCUGGAUUAAGUCACUUAAAUAUAAUUGCUCAAUCGCAUGAUGGAGCGGCUGUUAUGUCAGGUCAUUUAGGGGGUGUUCAGGCAAAAAUUAAAGAAAAAUACCCCACAGCGAUUUUUACUCAUUGUAUGGCACACCGAUUGAACUUGGUUGUGGUUGACAUGUGCAAAUAUAUAACGAGUGCAAGGAGUUUAUUUAAUGCUUUGAUAUUGGCUUCUGCUGUAGAUAACUUUUUCUUGAUGAAUUUUGAUGAAAGUCAACCAUUUAUUAACGAUUUCAAAGGUUUAUUUAAUAUUGAAACUGAAUCACUCAAAGCAGAAAUGAUGGUUGCGAAAAAUUGUUUAAAACAGAUAAACAAAGAUUUUGAUUUGAUACACUUAAAAAGUAUAAUAGAAAAAAUUGUAUAUCCAAAUGUAUACAAGUUAUUACAAGUGGCACUCACACUACCAAUUAGUUCUGCAACAUGCGAACGAUCAUUUUCUGCUUUACGCAAGAUAAAGUCGUGGCUUAGAGUUUCAAUGGGCCAGGACAGAUUAACGGAUUUGUCAAUUCUAUAUAUAGAAAAAGAUUUGACAAAAUUAAUUAAUGUUAAUAAAGUUAUUGACUCAUUUGCAGAAAAAGACAGACGUAUAAAUCUUGUAUAA
This is a messenger RNA of Macrosiphum euphorbiae (potato aphid), 1608 nucleotides long. NCBI's taxonomy places the organism in Eukaryota, Metazoa, Arthropoda, Insecta, Hemiptera, Aphididae. The record is from the annotation of a GenBank genome assembly.